This is a messenger RNA of Spinacia oleracea (spinach), 1373 nucleotides long. RefSeq names its product 26S proteasome non-ATPase regulatory subunit 7 homolog A. The transcript has 10 exons. Gene Ontology annotation, molecular function: protein binding; metallopeptidase activity. Lineage: Eukaryota; Viridiplantae; Streptophyta; Magnoliopsida; Caryophyllales; Amaranthaceae. The record is from RefSeq and is a predicted model, not a curated record. Gene Ontology annotation, biological process: proteasome-mediated ubiquitin-dependent protein catabolic process. Gene Ontology annotation, cellular component: proteasome complex; proteasome regulatory particle. The coding region runs from base 213 to 1148 and encodes 311 amino acids.
CCGAAAUAGAAACGAGAAGAACAAAAAGGAGGAACGUCCGGAAUAAAAACGGGAAGAACAAAAAAAGGAAUGGAGGGAGUAACGUAUUAGUUAUUUCAAAAAUAAAUAAAUAACAUAUUAGUCGGCGAGAAAGAGAAGAGGAAGUGCAGGUGAAAGAAUCAAGAGAAAGAACCACAAAUUCAGAGAAAGGGAGAAAGAAUCAGAAAUUCAGGAUGGAUGUAAUAAAAAUCCAGCAAAUAAGUUCAUCCAAAGCUAUCGAGAAGGUGGUCGUCCACCCAUUGGUGCUUCUCAGCGUAGUCGAUCACUAUAAUCGUGUUGCACGCGACACCAAGAAGCGCGUCAUCGGUGUUUUGCUCGGAAGCACAUUCAAGGGUACCGUCGAUGUCACAAACAGCUACGCCGUCCCAUUUGAAGAAGAUGACAAGGACCCUAGCAUUUGGUUUCUUGACCACAAUUACCAUGAAUCUAUGUUUUCCAUGUUCUGGAGAAUAAAUGCAAAGGAGCAUGUCGUGGGCUGGUAUAGCACUGGUCCUAAGCUACGAGAGAAUGAUUUGGAUGUCCACAGAUUAUUUAGCGACUAUGUUCCAAAUCCGGUCUUGGUUAUCAUUGAUGUACAACCAGAAGAGCUGGGAAUACCAACAAAGGCUUAUUAUGCCGUUGAAGAGGUUAAAGAGAAUGCAACACAGAAGAGCCAAAAAGUAUUUGCACAUGUUCCUUCUGAAAUUGCUGCCCAUGAAGUAGAGGAAAUUGGAGUUGAGCACUUGCUUAGAGACGUGAAAGAUACAACCGUCAGUACUCUAGCAACUGAGGUGAUCGGGAAACUUGCAGCUCUAAAGGGGUUAAAUGCUCGUUUACGGGAGAUUCGUGGUUAUCUCGAACUUGUCAUCGAAGGAAAACUCCCACUAAACCAUGAAAUACUGUACCACUUGCAGGAUGUGUUCAACCUUUUCCCUAAUCUCAGUGUCCUUGAGUUGGUCAAGGCUUUUGCAGUCAAAACAAACGACAUGAUGUUGGUUAUAUAUCUGUCUUCUCUUAUCCGAAGUGUGAUUGCCCUCCAUAACUUGAUCAACAACAAGAUGCUAAACAAAGAGCACGAGAAGUCCGAAGACUCCAAGUCAAUACCUGUAGCUGUUGCCGCAGGAUGCUGAGCUCAAGAGUAUAUCCGAGUUGUAGAGAUGGAUGGAAGUUGUAUAGGCUGUUUGACAUAACAAGAAAGUAGAUUUCCUCAUCUGUCAGUGGUUUUUUCGGGGUGAAUUUAGGGCAGUUUUUCUGAUAUGUCAUUCUUUUCACAUAGAAGUAACAUUUGAUUGGAUUAUACUCAUCCUUUUUUAACUAAUGAAGUAGUACGGAGUAUCACCUAUUCAGAUUUUCUA